This is a messenger RNA of Mycotypha africana, 403 nucleotides long. RefSeq names its product nuclear transcription factor Y subunit B-3. Gene Ontology annotation, cellular component: CCAAT-binding factor complex; nucleus. Lineage: Eukaryota; Fungi; Mucoromycota; Mucoromycetes; Mucorales; Mycotyphaceae. Gene Ontology annotation, molecular function: DNA-binding transcription activator activity, RNA polymerase II-specific; RNA polymerase II cis-regulatory region sequence-specific DNA binding; protein heterodimerization activity. Gene Ontology annotation, biological process: regulation of transcription by RNA polymerase II. The record is from RefSeq and is a predicted model, not a curated record. Bases 77 to 403 code for a protein of 108 amino acids. The transcript is spliced from 3 exons.
GUCUCACCUUUCCUUUUCCUUCCAACGCCUAACUUUUUUCGUUCUCAAAAGCCAAUAAUAUUUAUCCAAAAGCAAAAUGUCUAGUGACGAACUCGAUAUCGAUAUUAAAGAACAAGAUCGCUUCCUUCCAAUCGCAAAUGUUGCACGUAUAAUGAAGAAGGCUUUACCAGAGAAUGCAAAGAUCGCUAAAGAAGCAAAAGAAUGCGUGCAAGAAUGCGUUUCAGAAUUCAUCUCUUUUAUCACCAGUGAAGCAAGUGAUCGCUGUCAGCAGGAAAAGAGAAAAACCAUCAAUGGCGAAGAUAUUUUGUGGGCUAUGCAAUCACUCGGCUUUGAAAAUUAUACUGAGGCAUUAAAGAUUUAUCUUGCAAAAUACCGUGAAGUAAGUCACUCUGGCGUCAUAUAA